Molecule: messenger RNA, 1270 nt
Organism: Raphanus sativus (radish)
Lineage: Eukaryota; Viridiplantae; Streptophyta; Magnoliopsida; Brassicales; Brassicaceae
Product: tetraspanin-6
Exons: 3
Coding region: 178-1026 (282 amino acids)
Biological process (GO): auxin-activated signaling pathway
Cellular component (GO): plasmodesma; plasma membrane
Source: RefSeq, a predicted model, not a curated record
CAAAAAAAGGGGGGUGGAGUUAACCAAUAUAAUAACUAAAAAAACAAAGAAGAUUGUAAGAUAAAGCUGAUGAAGUUCACAUUGCAAGAAGAGAAUCUGCUUAUAACAAAAGAAAGAGAGAUAUAAGAGAAGACCUUGCUAAGUCUUUGGUUUCUUCUUGAUAACACAACUACUACUAUGUACAGAUUCAGCAACACAGUGAUUGGAGUCUUAAACCUCCUCAGCUUACUAGCUUCGAUACCAAUCAUAGGAGCCGCUCUAUGGAAGGCAAGAAGCAGCACGACUUGCGAGAACUUCCUCCAAACUCCUCUACUCGUUAUAGGUUUCAUCAUACUCUUAGUAUCCCUCGCCGGGUUCAUAGGAGCAUGUUUCAACGUGGCAUGGGCUCUUUGGGUUUACUUAGUGGUCAUGAUUUUCCUCAUCGCGACUCUUAUGGGUCUAACUCUGUUUGGUCUGGUGGUGACGAGCCAAGGAGGUGGUGUGGAAGUACCAGGGAGGGUUUACAAAGAGUAUAGGCUUGGAGAUUAUCAUCCAUGGCUGAGAGAAAGAGUUAGAGAUCCUCAGUAUUGGAUCUCUAUAAGAAGCUGUAUCUUGAGUUCCAAGACUUGUGCUAAGAUUGAAUCUUGGACUACACUUGAUUACUUCCAAAGAGACAUGACCUCUGUUCAGUCGGGAUGUUGUAAGCCACCGACGGCGUGCACGUACGAGACCGGAGUAAUAGUAGGAGGAGAUGAUUGCUAUAGAUGGAAUAAUGGUAUUGAAACGUUAUGCUACGAGUGUGAUGCUUGUAAAGCUGGUGUUCUUGAGGAGAUCCGUCUUGACUGGAGAAAGUUGUCGGUGGUUAACAUUUUGGUCCUUGUCCUCCUCAUCGCUGUCUAUGCUGCAGGUUGCUGCGCCUUCCACAACACUCGCCACGCAGCACAUCCUUAUCAUCCUUCUGAUGAUAAUCGCAUGACUAAAGUCCGUCCUCGUUGGGACUACUACUGGUGGAGAUGGUGGCAUGAGAAGAAAGAGCAGCUUUACUGAGAGAGCAGCCACAUCGCUUGUGUUUUCAUAUUUUCAUCAUUAUCUGUUUACCAAACCAGCUUGAGAUUAAGAAAACACAAAUCUAAGAAACGUUGAUGUACUUCUGUUUUCUAUAGUUCAUCAAGAGAUGUAGUAAAAGUUGUUCUGAUCUCAGAAGAAACAAAAGGAAACAUACAUGGAAGAUCGAUCAAUAGAGAGUCAGAGACUAUGAACAAGUUGAAUAUAAUAUAUAUUGAAUUUCAAA